UAUAUAUAAGCAAAUAAUUUUUCCAUUGCAGUAGAGAAUUAUUGCUCCAUUAGUGUUUAUUUCGAUCGCAAAGUUUUUGUGAGGAGACAUGAGACUAUUCUGUUUUCUCGUCUUUAUUGGCGUAUUUUUAACGAGGAAUGUCAUACUGUCGUUACACCGCAAACAUCCUACACAUCUGGAAUCGUUGUUUGGUUUGACCGAUUCAAAUGAUACCAAGACGAAAGAAAAUUCGCCGAACGUGUGCAAAACACAAGAAUGCGAUAAACUCGGUAAGGAACUAGCAAAUAAUAUAGACAAAUCCGUGGAUCCGUGCGACAAUUUUUACGAAUACGCUUGUGGAAAAUGGCCGGAAAAUAAUCCCAUUCCAGAAGGAUAUACAUCGUGGAGUCUGUUCCAGGCAGGUCAAAAACAAGUCGACGACCGAGUACAGGAAAUUUUGAACGCCGGACCUCAGGAGAACGACGUCUUAGGAGUGAAACUCGCGAAGAAAUGGUAUGCAACUUGCACGGAUACAGACGCGAUGGAAAAGCAAGGAAUCGAGCCGAUAAUCUACACUUUAGCGCGUAUAGGCGGCUGGCCCAUGAUAAUGGACCCGGACGAAUGGGACGAGCAAGAAUACAACUGGCAAAAAGUGGACGAUCAAUAUAUGCGUCUAACAGGAAGAAAUAAUUUUCACGACGUGCGCGUGGGCAGGGACUACAGUUCAAAUGACACAUCAAAAAUAGUGAUGAUUGACACUCCGCAUUUACCUCCGGGCGCGUAUCAAUUGUGGAUCGGAGGGAUACUAGAUAGCUUCGAGAACCUGUCUGAUGAAGAUCCGAGUGACGAGAACAAGCAAAGCGACGAGGAUAACGAAGUGCCUGGAAGCGAGGGAAGUGAGACCGAAGAUGACGAUGACGACGAUGAUAAUGAUGAUAACGACGACGAUGAUGAUAAUGAUGUUGACGAUGACGAUGACUAUGACGACGACGAUGAAGAUGAAAGCGCUAAAAAGAAAAUCAGUACGAAGAAAAACAGAAUUGCUCGCAAGAGAAACAGAAAAUCAGAGCAUCACGGGAAGAAAAAAAAGAAUGUUCGACCUUCUAUCAAGCACAGUAGUCAUAAAGUGAAAAAACAGAGAACAAAACGGCAAGCUAACAUGGCAAAAGCUUUCAAAAAAUUGACGCGAAUUAAUCAUCGCGGUGUGUUACGCGCACGACUGAACAAGAAAAAACGCUUGAACAAAAUCCGAAAGGUAGGAUCAACAGAAACUUCGGACGAACCAACAAAAGCAACAACAACAUCGGCGCCGCAAAUUACUACCAUCGAAGAAACGAGCGAGGAAAUUGAUUGGAAUACUCGAGAAGAUUACGCAAAUUAUAUUUCGGAAGUAGCUCGCGCUUUAGCUAAGGGAAGACACACUGGUGUUCCUGAAGAUCAUAUCGAUAAAGACAUUCAGGACAUGAUCGAAUUCCAAAUAAAGUUAACCGACCUUACUCUGGAAGCCGAUGACGAUUUAGAAAUGACGCUUGAUGACUUUCAAAAUUGGUAUGAUGAGCAAAAUCCUAAAACGGAUCACAGUGAAAUUAAUUGGGUGUACAAAAUUGCGGAAAUAUUUGACGAGGCAAGUGUUCCCGUUGAUGGCGAUCUAGAUGUACAAGUUGGCUCCUCGGAUUACUUUAAGGGUCUUAUCUCGUUGCUGGAUGAAACGCCGAGUCGUGUUAUUGUGAAUUAUAUACACUGGAAUUUUGUGAGCCAAGUAAUAAGAACUACCACAAAGAAAAUGAGAAAAUUGUACAAGAAAUGGGAGAAUGAAGACGUGGAAGAAGAAACGGAAAAGGAGAGAAGAUCGUCCGAGUGUAAGUGGGAAAUAGAAGAAAUGGGAGACAUACUAGCGUACGAGUAUGUGAGAAAACAUUUCUCUGAUAACAUCACACAGACUGCACAAGAUAUGGUUGACGAUAUACAAAAAGAAGUCGAGUAUCAAAUCAAGGAAUCAGAUUGGAUGGACGAAGAUACCAAGGACUAUGUUUUAGCAAAAUUGUUGAAUAUGAAACAAUAUAUUGGCUAUCCGGAAUGGUAUAAAAAUGACACGAUUAUUAAACGAUAUUUCCAAGGACUCAUUAUCUGCAAUUCGUAUUACGAGAAUGCGCUCAGCUACGGUAGAUACGGUAAAUGGAAGAGUCUGCGAAAAUUGAUUAAAGAUGAUGAUGAUAUGGACAUAUGGUGGAUGAGUCCUUUGGUUGUGAAUGCGUUCUUCGAUCCGAUGGAAAAUUCUAUAACCAUCAUGGCGGCAGAUUUCCAGAGUCCAUUUUUCGCUUAUGGCCGACCACAAGCUAUUAAUUAUGGUAUAAUUGGAGUCAUCAUGGGUCAUGAAGUGAACCACGGCUUCGACAACGAUGGAGUUUUGUUCGACAAGAACGGUAGGUUCGUCGAUUGGCUGUCCGCAAUGGCCGACGCGUAUGGCAAAAGAGCGGAGUGUUUUGUGGAACAAUACAAUAAUUAUGAAAUUGAUAAGGAAGGAACAAAAAUAAGAGAUUAUGGCAACAAAACUGCGGGUGAAAAUAUCGCGGACACAAUGGGUCUAAUCGCAGCGUAUAGAGCUUAUCUGAGGAGAGAAAGAGAAUGCGAAAGACCAGAUACCGUAUUGCCAGGUCUGGAAAAUAUUACCAACGAUCAACUUUUCUUCUUAUCCUUCGCCAAUAUCUGGUGCGAAGUUGACGAUGACGUUGGCAUAACAGCCGCAUUUGACUCUCACAGCACCGGACGGUUGAGAGUAAUAGGGACUCUUUCAAACUCGGAGGACUUCGCCAAGGCAUUCAACUGUCCAGUUGGCAGUCCAAUGAAUCCCGAAAAGAAAUGCAAUAUUUGGAAAUAAUAUUAUACCUUACACACAUUGCAGGUAUCUACGUCAAUCGCGUACAAAAAGAUGUUUGGCAUAAAUCUCUUUGUUUACUUGUAUUAUAAAUAAAUAAAGUAACGCACGUACCAGUUUUUGCACGCUUA
This is a messenger RNA of Pseudomyrmex gracilis, 2985 nucleotides long. RefSeq names its product neprilysin-1-like. Gene Ontology annotation, molecular function: metalloendopeptidase activity. Gene Ontology annotation, biological process: protein processing. Bases 89 to 2857 code for a protein of 922 amino acids. The record is from RefSeq and is a predicted model, not a curated record. Lineage: Eukaryota; Metazoa; Arthropoda; Insecta; Hymenoptera; Formicidae. Gene Ontology annotation, cellular component: plasma membrane. The transcript is spliced from 18 exons.